Molecule: messenger RNA, 972 nt
Organism: Haemonchus placei
Lineage: Eukaryota; Metazoa; Nematoda; Chromadorea; Rhabditida; Trichostrongylidae
Source: the annotation of a GenBank genome assembly
AUGGAACUGGUGGAAGAUUUCGCAGAACGUGGAGUGGUCAUCGUCCUUGAAACAUUGCUUAUCGGUUUGACGUCUGCCUUCGGUUUUCUGUGCAAUUUUGUUGCUUUCCUAAUUUUUAUUCGACACCGGGCAUUACGGAACUCGUUCGGUUAUCUGUCAGCAUAUCGGGCACUGACAAAUGCUGGAGUUCUUUUAAUCCUUCUGCUAUGGGCAACACCAUGGACCAUAGUGAAAAUUCCUACAUCAGCUCAAUGGCUAAAUGAACUUGUUGGUCAGAUGGCCUUACUCUUCAUGGAAUCAUGUUUUCUAUGCAGUUUUGUUGUCUCGAUCAAUAGAUUUGUGGCUGUUAUCUAUCCAACUUACUAUAGAAAAGCCUUCAAUGAACGAACUACAGCAGCAAUGCUCUUGCUGACCACAACUCUUUCGUUGCUUCACUUUGGUAUUUAUUUCGUAGAUGGUUGUAGCUUCUAUUACGACCAGAAAUCGGAUGCAUGGACUUUUGGGACCGAUUUGUGCAGCCAGAAUAUGGCCCUUUACAUCGAUAUGUGCUUCAAUAUAGCCCUUUUCGCUACUAGUUGUGUUAUCGAUGUGGUGGUAUUCAAGCGUUUAAGAGCAUCGACCAAGAGGAUGAUGACCACUUCCAGUAUUCAUAUGGAUAGGACGAAUAGAUUGCGGUUGAGGAGGGAAGCUCUGCUGUUCGCUCAGGCUAUUCUCAACUCGUUUUUGUAUUCGUUCAUGCUUCUGUGCUUUCAUCUUAUCGCUUAUUUCACGACUAGCCUAUUCGGUCAUUUUUUCUUUAGAACUUUCGUAUGGAGUGUCGCCCAUACUGUAGACGGAUUGAUCCUCAUCUACCUCAACCCCGAGAUUAAGCGACAUCUCGUGGGCAUUCGUCACUUUUUCCAAUUUAUCAAGGAUCCCGUCAGCUCCAAUGCUGAACGAGUAGGACCUGUCUACUCUACCACAGUCAAAUGA